AUGACAGAGGAGCAUGCAGAGAAGGAAUUGUCCAUGGCAAAGCAGGCAGGAGACCUUGAAGCAAUGAGCAGCAUCAAUAUAGAUCUACAGCAGCUGCUUCAAGGACUUUCAAAAUAUGGAAUGAAGAAUAUAGUCUCUGCAUUUGGCAUAGUACCAAGAAAUAAUCGCUUAAUGUAUAUCCAUAGCUAUCAAAGCUACGUGUGGAAUAACAUGGUGAGCAAGGGGAUAGAAGACUACGGGAUGAAACCUGUCCUAGGGGACCUUGUUCUCAAAGGAGCCACAGCCACCUAUAUUGAGGAAGAAGAUGUUACUAAUUACUCCAUUCAUGAUGUGCUGAUGCCCUUGCCUGGUUUUGAUGUGAUCUACCCAAAGCAUAAGAUUAGUGAAGCCUACAGAGAAAUGCUGACCACGGACAACCUUGAUAUUGACAAUAUGAGAUGCAAAAUUAGAGAUUAUUCUUUAUCAGGGGCCUACCGAAAGAUCAUUGUUCGUCCUCAGAAUGUCAGCUGGGAAGUGGUUGUAUAUGAUGACCCUAAAAUUCCACUUUUCAACACUGAUGUGGACAACCUAGAAGGGAAACCACCACCAGUAUUUGCUUCUGAAGGCAAAUACAGGGCUCUGAAAAUGCAUUUUUCACUUCCUCCUUCUACUUACGCUACCAUGGCCAUCCGAGAAGUGCUAAAAAUGGAUACCAGCAUCAAGAACCAGAUGCAGCUGGACACAACUUGGCUCCGCUAA
This is a messenger RNA of Heterocephalus glaber (naked mole-rat), 738 nucleotides long. RefSeq names its product pseudouridylate synthase 7 homolog. The record is from RefSeq and is a predicted model, not a curated record. Gene Ontology annotation, biological process: pseudouridine synthesis. Gene Ontology annotation, molecular function: RNA binding; pseudouridine synthase activity. Gene Ontology annotation, cellular component: nucleus. Lineage: Eukaryota; Metazoa; Chordata; Mammalia; Rodentia; Bathyergidae.